AUGUCUUGGGAACUCACUCGUCGCCGAAUCGCCCGUGCGGCCAACAGCAAGUUCAUCUUUGAUCGUGUGCCGUUACUCCAUGCCAUCAUAUUUUUCAUCGAGAUGACCAUCGUCGCGAGGCUGGUCACGAGGUUCAAUGCCUACUACGAUGAACGACCUCUCCUCACCAUGAUGGUGACCAACGCCGUCCUCGGAGGUAUUGCCGACACGGUCGCCCAGACCAUUACCUCAGUCCGUCUCAGGGCGCUGCGCAAACCCGGCGGCAUCACCAAGGACGAUCCGAUCGCCAUCGAAAUCCACGACCUGGACCGAAAGAACCCCCUGUACGACCGCGACUUGAUCCCGGACUCCAAGGCACUGCCGCCGCCGUUCGACUUUGAGCGGCUCACCCGCUUUAUGGCUUACGGUUUCGCCAUGGCGCCCCUCCAGUUCAAGUGGUUCUCCUUCCUCUCGCGGGCGUUCCCGAUCACCAAGACGAGCGCUUUCGGCCCGGCAAUGAAGAGAGUGGCAUUUGACCAGCUGGUGUUUGCACCAUUUGGUAUCGCCUGUUUCUUCACUGUCAUGACGGUCGCUGAGGGCGGCGGACGACGGGCGGUCACGCACAAGCUGAGGGACAUGUACAUCCCUACUUUGAAGGCCAACUUUAUGGUCUGGCCUGCGGUGCAGAUCAUCAACUUCAGGCUCAUGCCCGUGCAAUUUCAACUGCCCUUUGUUUCUACUAUUGGUAUUGCCUGGACGGCAUACUUGUCCCUGACCAACGCGUCGGAGGAGACACCGCCGGCCAACGAGGCGCUCCGAUCGCCCAACAUCCGACUUCCCUAA
Molecule: messenger RNA, 822 nt
Organism: Neoarthrinium moseri
Lineage: Eukaryota; Fungi; Ascomycota; Sordariomycetes; Amphisphaeriales; Apiosporaceae
Exons: 4
Coding region: 1-822 (273 amino acids)
Cellular component (GO): cytoplasm; membrane
Source: RefSeq, a predicted model, not a curated record